This is a messenger RNA of Pseudonaja textilis, 915 nucleotides long. Its product is annotated as olfactory receptor 14C36-like. The record is from RefSeq and is a predicted model, not a curated record. Gene Ontology annotation, cellular component: membrane. Gene Ontology annotation, biological process: G protein-coupled receptor signaling pathway. Gene Ontology annotation, molecular function: olfactory receptor activity; G protein-coupled receptor activity. Lineage: Eukaryota; Metazoa; Chordata; Lepidosauria; Squamata; Elapidae.
AUGGAGAACCAAACCACAGUGCCUUACUUUCUGCUGCUAGAAUUCUCAAAAAAUCAUCAUCUACAGCUUUUGCAUUUCUUCUUCUUCUUUGUGCUAUAUCUGGCAACUGUAACCACAAAUCUUCUCGUCAUCUCUGCUGUUGCUUUUGACCAUCGACUGCACAGCCCAAUGUACUUCUUUUUAAUGAAUUUAGGUCUACAGGACCUGGGCAUUGCUUCAGUUAUUGUCCCCAAAUCCAUGAUAAAUUCUCUCUUGGACACUAGAUAUAUCUCUUAUUUUGGUUGUAUUGCUCAAGUCUUUCUCUUUCUUUUUUUUGAAGCCUCGGAAUUAUGCCUCCUGACCGUUAUGGCAUAUGAUCGGUAUGUUGCCAUUUGCAAUCCAUUGUAUUAUGAGAUGGUGAUGAAUUCAAAAUACUGUACUGAAAUAAUAAUUAUAGUGUGGAUUACGAGUUUCCUCUAUGGAAUGUUCCACACCACUGGCACCUUUUCAAUUAUUUUUUGUUCUAAUGUGAUCAACCAAUUUUUCUGUGAAAUUCCACACUUGAUAAAACUAUCCUGUUCUGGCUUAAAUCUACUUGAGGUUGGAAUUUUAGUGGUCAGUAUCAUUGCUGGACUAGGAUGUUUUACUUUUAUUGUUGUUUCUUAUAUAGUGAUCUUCAAGACAGUGUUAACAAUUCCUUCUGAAAAAGGAAGGCAAAAAGCUUUAUCCACUUGUAUUCCCCAUCUUACAGUAGUGUCUAUAUUAUUAUUAACUGGAUGCUUUGUCUAUCUGAGACCAUCCUCCAACACUCCAUCUUACUUAGAUUUUGGGUUGACUGUUCUAUAUGCCCUCGUCCCACCCCUGUUCAAUCCAAUAAUCUAUAGCAUGAGAAAUAAGAAUAUCAAAUCUGUCCUUUCUAAACUGUGGAGAUUGUGA